CCCGCCCUAGUACUCGCGGCAUUGACAUUCGACUGGCCGCCGACGAACAAGUGUGUGUGUGUGUGUAUAUGUGCGAGUGCUAAUCCGUAGCUUAGCGGCACAAGGCAGCCAGUUGUUCCGAAGCGCUUCUAAGGGAAGCCUUUGGCAUGCUACCAGAUGGCUGGGACGCCGAGGUCAGUCUGGCCGGCGCUCAGCCGAAGGUCGAAUCCACCCAGCGGCUCGGCCUGUUCGGGAGCUUCUUGUGCUUGACGAAGAUCAACUGGGGGAUCGGGAUGAUGGCAAUGCCCUAUUACAUGCACCUGGCCGGCCCGUGGUGCGGCAUAGUGUUCUUCACAAUUUCCAUCUGCCUCGCUGCAGACGGUGUGAUGUGCCUGGUGCGCAUCCCAGACGCGUCCACCAGGCCCUGUUGCACGUACGCGGAGCUCGUCGGCUCCCGUCUGGGGAUCUGGGGCAGGCGCGGGGCGCUCCUGUCGCUGCUGCUGGCAAACUGGGGCUCCGCUGUCGCGUGGAUCAAAUUCAUGGGGGACAACCUCCACAAGUUCCUGCCCGAGGUCGCUGCCUCGAGCGCAGAGUGGUCCCUGGCGGUGACAGUGCUGACCCUGCCGUGCGCGCUUGUGGAGAGCGUGGAGCCUCUGAAGCGAGUGUCUUUCGCAGGCCUUCUGGCUGGACAGCUCUUCGUGGUGAUCCUGGUGGCACAGGCCGCGGUGCACUGGCGACACUUUGGCGACUACCUUGCCACGGCGCGGCCGGGGAGCGGUUGGCAAGGUCUGCCCAUCGCUAUGGGCAUUGCGGUUUUCUGCAACGAAGGGAUGGUCGUUGUGACUCCGAGUGUGCAUGCAGAAAUGCGAGCGCCUCGCUGGUAUCCAGUAGCCCUCGCAUGCAUGGCGGUGUUCUUCUGGGUGAACUACCUGGCGGCUGGCCUGGCCGGAGACUUCCUCUUCGGAUACGUCGACGGCAGGCCUGUCCAGGACGAGGCGACCCUGUCCCUCGGGCUGUCUGGCCUCCACCGUGCCGCGGUGUACUCGUACGUGCUACAGCUCGCUCUGACGUUCCCCGUCAUGCUCUUCGCGGUCUUCGUCAGCUUCGAGGACGCCUGGGCGGGGCACCGUUGCGGGCGGGUCCGGGUGAGGCUGGCGAGGGCGGGGGCCAUCGUGUUCGCAGGGGCGCUUGCCGUUCUUGUGCCAAGGUUUGGGGACUUCUUGGCCCUGUCUGGUGCACUGGGCAACUCCCUCGGCAUCUACGUCCUGCCGCAGCUGUGCCUGCUGCGCGCGACCGAGGCGGGGCGUCCCCUGGCCAGUGGCAGGCGGCGCAUCCUAUCCUGGACCAUCGUCUUGGUCUUCGGCAUUGCGUGCGGGGCCGUUGCAACCGUGGUCUCGUUCCAGCAGCUCCUUUGACCCAGCGCCAGAAGCUCUGGGAAAUGCCACGGCAGUGAUGCAGCGGCUGGGCGUGCGCCCUGGCUUCGAGACUGGCUGGCGUGGUUCUGGGGCGCGCUGCGCGGGCCCGGAACGAGAUGCCCGAAUCGAGCACGCUCCGCGGAGCACGCUCGUGCACACCAGGGUAUGGCGGGAGAGGCAUAGUCACAAGAC
This is a messenger RNA of Prorocentrum cordatum, 1586 nucleotides long. NCBI's taxonomy places the organism in Eukaryota, Dinophyceae, Prorocentrales, Prorocentraceae. The record is from the annotation of a GenBank genome assembly.